Messenger RNA from Cuscuta campestris, 635 nucleotides. NCBI's taxonomy places the organism in Eukaryota, Viridiplantae, Streptophyta, Magnoliopsida, Solanales, Convolvulaceae. The record is from the annotation of a GenBank genome assembly.
CCCGACGAGCUCAGUUCCGGGUUGGUACCAAAUCGAACAACGAAAUCUGGAAAGUAAACGUGGAAACUCAAAUCAGGAGAAACCACGAGUUUUUUUGGGCAGUGCCAUGCCGAAGGAAGGAACUUUUGUUAAUCUCUUAGGGAUUUACAUAUAAAUCAUGGUAGGAGCUUAGAGCCAUUAAUGAAGUUCAAAGUUUAAAGAAGAAGUAUUAUCUAGUUAUCUGUAUGGGGAAGAUAAGAGGGUUUUGUUGCUUUGGGUUUUGGAAGAGGAAGAAGGGAAGUGAUGAUGAUCAUGAGAGGGAGGAGGACGACGACAACGGGCACGAUGUCGCGAAUCAGUACAAAGUCCGACCAACCGACGAACGCGACGGGUACGACUAUUAUUGCAUGGCUGACGACCCCGAAAUCGACAUCAAAGCCACCGCUUUCCUCAACAUCAAGAAACAGCAGCUCCGAAACAACGGCUCCUCCAAAACCGACGACGUCUCCAAAUAACGCACUUAUUUUCUCACAAACUAAACCAGUAUUCAUCUUGGUCCCUUUCUGUGCAUCCGUGAGUUAAUUUGGUCCAUGUAUAUUGUAUUGAGUCAAAUUAGUCUAUGUAGUUGAAAAUAUAAAUAAAAGUUAUUCCUUGUG